Molecule: messenger RNA, 1446 nt
Organism: Marasmius oreades (fairy-ring Marasmius)
Lineage: Eukaryota; Fungi; Basidiomycota; Agaricomycetes; Agaricales; Marasmiaceae
Exons: 1
Coding region: 1-1446 (481 amino acids)
Source: RefSeq, a predicted model, not a curated record
AUGUCGUCCCCGAUGAAUCGACUUCCACCAGAAGUCCUUGGUCAAAUAUUUUCAGCCCUCCGAGCACCAAUCGACUUGUUGAGGAGUCCCGAACAAUCCAGUAAUCCCAUAUCUACACUCCCAACAGUUUGCUCUCAAUGGAGGGAGACAGUACUUUCGUUGCAGAUUCUCUGGUCUUGGCUCGUAUUGGAAUACCGUCCGAUGGAUGAACGCCUGUGGGACGAAGAGCAGGGUGAAAGGAUCUGUCGAAUGACAGAAACGAUAUUGACUCGUGCACGUAGCGCCCCUUUGACGAUUCAAUUUUAUUCGAGAGGCGACAACGAUGAAUAUCCUCCUAAUUUAGGUCGCGUGUUGAAUGCUCUUUGUCGUCGCUCUGGUCAAUGGGUCGAGCUCCACUUUUCAUCUUUCUCGCUCUCGUUUUUGCGACACCCUGAAUUUCGGGUUGCGAAAGGAAACCUUGGCGACCUUUCGCAUCUUUACCUUGACGUCGACGAAGAUGGCAGCCUCGACGUGUUCACAGAUUGCCCUGCUCUUCGGACCAUCGUCCUUUGCGGUGACUCUCUUUGUUUGGAAAUGAACAUUCCCUGGCAGCAAAUCCAAAAGACGUUCGUUUGCGUAGAUCCAGGUCUCCAGAUCCCCUUUCUGCGACUCAUGACUAGAUGCUCAAAUCUCAAUUCUCUCAAACUCCGGCUCAUAAGCACCGGAGCUUCAGGAGCUGAGGUCGUUGGGCACAAUAUCUCGACGAAUAUCGAAACCCUGACCCUCCUUUCGCAUCACUCCUCCGCUGCUUGCAAUAAACUCCUUUUCCAACGGCUUGCAUUUCCCAAAUUGUCCUCACUCCAAAUAUCCCCGUCCCGUCUAUCUCGUUAUCGUCGACGUCUAGAUAUAGCGCCCCUUCUCGACCAACUGACUAGGAACCCUUCUCCCAUCACCUCCUUGUCCCUUAAACGGGUUCAUCUUUCCGACGAGCAACGGCUGCGUCUCCUCGAACUCGUGCCUGGGCUUGAGACUCUAGACAUUGCCGAAGCAUAUGGAUCGGGAUCAAAUACGAAGAAUAAAGUACAAAAAAACUUGAGUUGGACAUCCCGAUUCCUCGACGAACUCCUCAUAAAUGAUGAUCUCCCGCAAGGGAUUGCGGAUCCAUCGCCUUCCCCUCCCUUAUUACCAAAACUACGAAAUCUCAUUCUCCGCGUUCACCAACAUGACAUCGAUUUCGACAAGUUGUAUGAGGUGGCCCGCUCGAGGUGCUCCGAUGCAGCGGACUCGACUUCAGACAGGUGGAAGGGUCUUCGCUCCCUCGAAAUCAUCUCCUAUCGUGAAGGUGACCCCAAUACUGGCGUGUUGUUGGAGGAACAGAUCUCCCUAGAACAUGGAGUGGAGCGACUAGAGUCCUUGAAGGAUAUCGGACUCGAGUUCUCCCUGAGGGAUGCCCCUGGCCCCCAAUAA